AUGUCCAAAAUGGAUCACUUAACAAAUAAAAAUUCUUUGUUAUACAAAUUAUCUUCACGAACGAGUGUGACUCGUCGAGACUUGCUGGGAGCUGAAAAUGCUCCUUGUUAUACUUUAUUACCUCAGAGGAGGUUGGCCCGGGCGGCGAGAGGAAUCGCCCGGAGGAAAAUCCAAGAGUACUAUGGGAUGACGACCAAAGGACCGGACCAAGGUAAAAUUGAAACUGCUGACUGGAAGAGGAGAACGUGCCACCAUCUCCCUGAAGUGGAGACAAACACCCAGGGAAAGAAGAGGACGAUGGAGGAGGCUGAAGCGUCAGAACCGACCAUGAAGAGACGCAAAGUGGCUGAAGAUGGCAAUGCAGUAAUCAGGAGAGUUCUCCGGCCAGCAAAGAUAGGCGCCAAACGGAAGCGGAACGUCAGGGCCAGAGCAGUCGGUUACUUCCCUCAAGUGUUGAGAAACACUGAUGGAAUGAAGAGGAACCUGGAGGGCGCCAAAGAGACAGCCCCGAUCACCGAGCCACGAAGAACGGACCAAGACGGAAAGGCAAGUCCCCGAAGGCCACUGCUAAAAGCGAAGCGAGGAGGCAGAAAGGCAGAGGUUUUACGGAAGAGGAACUUGAACAAUUCCCUGACAGAGGCACUAGACAGCCAUGGAAGGAAGAGGAAGAGGGAAGAGGAGAAAGAGGAGGACAAGGUGGAAGAAGAAGCAUGCAAGACGGAGCUGCUGAACAAAAGACGGAAGGCAGAUCCAGACUCGCUCGGAGCCAAAAAGGCUCGUCCUCUCGGUCCGGCAAAGGCACGGCAGCGACUCCCCCGACAGGCAAAGGCCAAUGCAGUGGCGAGAAUCAACGAUCUCUAUGGUGCCAAGGCUCAGAGGGCCGAGCAGGGACCAAAGGCGGCGGCGGCGGCGGCGGCACCUGAGGGCAAGACAGAAGAGGCGGCAAUGAAAGGGAAAAUGAAUGAGGAUGGAAAGACAAGAGAAGAGAAGGAAGUGAAGAAAGGGAAUCUUCCUCCUCCCAAUGAACCCCAAAAGGAGCUGCCUGGAAGGAAGGAAGUGAAGGACCAGCCGCUGGCAAAGAAGAUGCCUGGAAAGGGGAAACUCAAGGACGAGCCGCCACCAGAGAAGAAGCCUAGAGGAAGGAAAGCGAAGGACGCCAAAGUACCCAAGGACCAAAAGAAGGGGAAAGGAAAGCCCACAGUCGAAAAAUUGAGCGAGGCUGAGGUGAAAAGGCUUCUGCUCAAAGGACAAGAGUUGGGUUCGGGAGCCUACGGAACUGCCUUCAAAGUCCUUCACAAGGGAAAGCAAGCAGUGCUGAAAGUGGCCAAUGACAACCAGUGGACAGUGAGAGCAGCCUUCAAAAACGAGGCUAAAACGCUAGAGGAACUACAGGGCGCGGGAGGAGCUCCUAUGCUACUUGGGACCUGUAGUAAGCCAGCCGCCAUCCUCAUGGAAUAUUGUUGUGGCGAAGAGUUCUAUUCGUUCAUAUACGACUCGAAGACCUUGCCUUCCCUCGCCUUGCAAGCACUUCCGGACAUUGCGAGGAGGCUCCACGAAAUCCACCUGGCAGGCUAUAUCCAUGCGGAUUUGAAGACAGAUAAUGUGAUGGUCAACAAACAGGUGCAGCCCCGAAUAAUCGACUUCGGAUUAGCAGUGAAAAGGGGCACCAAGACAAAGGUAUGGCUCAAUAUGUCUGAGUCCAUUUACGAGCCAGAGUACACAAGAGGUGCGUCCGCUCAGCCCUGGGGAGACGUCUACUCCAUGGGAUGUCUGGUUGAAGAUACUAUAUACGCCCUCUACGAUGACAUCCCGAAGGAUUACGAGGAUAUAAUAAACAUGGCCAAAAAUAAAAAUCCUAAACUUCGACCAACUGUGCCCGAGUUGGUGGAGCAGCUGGAUGCAGCGUGGCGGAAACCAAAUCUACAAUAG
Messenger RNA from Macrobrachium nipponense, 1929 nucleotides. RefSeq lists its product as uncharacterized. Gene Ontology annotation, biological process: protein phosphorylation; signal transduction. The transcript has a single exon. The coding region runs from base 1 to 1929 and encodes 642 amino acids. The record is from RefSeq and is a predicted model, not a curated record. Gene Ontology annotation, cellular component: cytoplasm. Gene Ontology annotation, molecular function: protein kinase activity; ATP binding. Lineage: Eukaryota; Metazoa; Arthropoda; Malacostraca; Decapoda; Palaemonidae.